AGUUACAUAUGAUGAUCUUGCAGGGGAGGCGCUUCUUUUAAAAUGGCCCUCUAAUUAAAUCCGGAACAGAAAACGGAGGGCGGUGCUUCCGGCCAUUGAUUCAGCACUCGCUCGGAAGCGCGCCAGUUGCUUCCCUUCGUGAGUAACGGAAGCGGCCUAGUUUGAGGUGGCUGCGCCUAGCUCAAUUUUUUUCAUUAUUCCUUUUGGCUUCUCACCCUCUGGGAAGCCUCUGUAUCUGCUUUAGCCGCUUCGAACUGCCCCUGUUGCCUUUCCGCCAUGAAACUCGUGCGAUUUCUUAUGAAACUUAGUCAUGAAACUGUCACCAUUGAACUGAAAAAUGGGACUCAGGUACAUGGAACCAUUACAGGAGUGGAUGUCAGCAUGAAUACCCAUCUUAAAGCUGUAAAGAUGACUUUGAAGAAUAGAGAACCUGUCCAGUUGGAGACAUUGAGCAUUCGAGGCAAUAAUAUCAGAUAUUUUAUUCUGCCAGACAGUUUACCUCUUGAUACUUUGCUGGUAGAUGUUGAACCAAAAGUCAAAUCCAAAAAAAGGGAAGCAGUUGCAGGUAGAGGACGUGGAAGAGGAAGAGGGCGUGGAAGAGGGCGUGGAAGAGGAAGAGGGGGUCCAAGACGAUAAUUUCUUUGUAUCUGUUAUUUAAAAAAGCCCCAAAGUGGGUUUUUUAACAGGUUUUAUAUCAGUUUUAAUAAACAAAUGUGGAAAAUGUGUCACUAAGUUCAA
Thamnophis elegans (Western terrestrial garter snake) is the source of this 738-nucleotide messenger RNA. RefSeq names its product small nuclear ribonucleoprotein D1 polypeptide (gene SNRPD1). The record is from RefSeq and is a predicted model, not a curated record. Gene Ontology annotation, cellular component: SMN-Sm protein complex; spliceosomal tri-snRNP complex; U1 snRNP. The coding region runs from base 277 to 636 and encodes 119 amino acids. Gene Ontology annotation, molecular function: RNA binding. Lineage: Eukaryota; Metazoa; Chordata; Lepidosauria; Squamata; Natricidae. The transcript has 4 exons. Gene Ontology annotation, biological process: RNA processing; spliceosomal snRNP assembly.